CGAAACCAUUCCUAGUUAUGGUACUUGUUUUGUUUUCCCAAACAUGAGAAGUUACGUGAGUGCUGCAUUUGCGUUCCUCUUGCUAUUGGUUGAAAUAAUUGCACAAAUUCAAUUAUGUUUGUCUGCAAAUUCAACCGUAUCCUGCAUAGAACGAGAGAGAGUAGCUCUUAUCAAUUUCAAAGAGUCCCUCCUCGAUCUAUCAAAUAGGCUUUCCUCUUGGGAAGGUACUGAUUGUUGCCAAUGGGAGGGAAUAGGAUGCGACGAUGUCUCUGGACAUGUUGUCAAACUUGAUCUCCAGAACCCUUGUGCCUGGUUAACAGAAGAUUUCAUUAUGCCAGUAAGAGAAUUAGUGAUGCUAAGAGAGUGUGACAAUCCCGUGGAGAAACUUGGGUUAAAAGGUCCUCAUAUUAAUUUGAGCCUGUUGCAGUUGGAAUACUUGACAUAUUUGGACCUCAGUGGAAAUGAUUUCAAUUCCAGUCCAAUACCAAUGUUCUUUGGUUCCAUGCAACACCUUGAGUAUCUAUCUCUCUAUUUUGCUAAUUUUGGCUGGAAAGUUCCCUCCAGUUUGGGAAAUCUUAAGAAGUUGUACCUUCUUGAUCUCGGUUUCAAUAAUUUUGAUAUACAAAACAACGACUUUAAUUGGAUCUCUCAACUUGAGUCGCUAGAACACCUUGGCAUGAGUGGGGUUUAUAAUGAUGGGGACACACACAAUUUGUUCCAGAACAUGUCAUCGCUUUCAUAUCUUGAUCUAUCAUACAAUGACCUUGGUCCAAUUCCUGAUGCUAUCAGAAACAUGACUUCCAUUCAAUUCAUUUACCUUUCUCAUAACAAUAUCACUUCAAUUCCAUCAUGGUUUCGUAGCUUCAACAAACUUGUGCGUCUUGAUCUUUCGGUCAAUGGGCUUCAUGGUCCAAUUCCUGAUGCUUUCCGGAACUUGACUUCUCUUCAGUUCCUUUACCUUUCUGAAAACGGCUUCACUUCAGUUCCUUCAUGGUUUUCUGAGUUGAAAAAACUUGUCUAUGUUUACCUUGAUUACAAUGAACUGACACUUAUGGAGUGCUCUCUUUCAUCAAUUCUCGAAAACAUGUGUCAUCUAAAGAUCUUGUAUUUAUCAAGUAACAAGCUUCAAGGAAAACCAUUUGGAAGCUACGAAUUAUCUGGAUGCAUUAGGUAUGAUUUGGAGGUACUGUAUUUAGACAGUAAUGAAUUCAGUGACGGCUUGCCAGCUUGGUUGGGGCAACUUGAAAAUCUGAAGUACCUUGAUCUCAAUUCAAAUUUUUUCCAUGGGCUCAUUCCCUCCUCUCUAGGAAAACUAUCAAAGUUGGAAGUACUCGAUCUGUCUUACAAUAAGAUGAAUGGGACCUUUCCAGGUAACAUUGCACAACUUGUUAAUUUAACUCGAUUAAACUUCCGUUCUAAUAAAUUCAAUGGUUUUAUCCCUCAAAGCCUUAGGGGACUUGUAAAUCUACAAUAUCUUGAUCUUUCAAACAAUUUUUACAGUGGAACCAUCCUUCAAAGCCUAGGGGAGCUUGUAAAUCUAUAUUAUCUUGAUCUUUCAAACAAUUCUUUCGAUGGUUCCAUUGGUCAAACUCUCACUCAACUUGUCAAUUUAAAUUUUGUAUCCAUUUCUUCUAAUAAAUUCUAUGGUUUUAUCCCUCAAAACCUAAGUAAACUUGUCAAUUUAUAUACGUUAUCCAUUUCUUCAAAUAAAUUCAAAGGUUUUAUCCCUCAAAGCCUAGGGGAGCUUUUAAAUCUUCAAUACCUUGAUCUUUCAAACAAUUUUCUCAGUGGUCCCAUUCCUCGAAGCCUCAGCCAACUUGUCUAUUUAUAUUGCUUACGUCUUUCUUCUAAUAAAUUAUAUGGUUUCAUCCCUCAAAGUCUAGGGGAGCUUGUAAAUCUAGACUAUCUUGAUAUUUCAAACAAUUCUUUGAAUGGCCCCAUUCCUCGAAGUCUCUGUCAACUUCCAUAUUUGGCUUACUUGGAUCUUUCUUCAAAUAAGUUGGACGGAAUAAUUUCUUUAGGACAUGAACGGUCUUCAAUUGCUACAAAUAUGGAGUAUUUGAAUCUCGCCAAUAACCAAAUCAGUGGUUCUCUUCAACAAAAUAUUGGGCACAUAAUGCCAAAGUUACUGAACUUGAUUCUUGGAAAUAACCUCAUAAAUGGUUCCAUACCAAUCUCGUUAUGCCAAACUCGUCUAUACAGCCUUGACCUUUCAAAGAAUAACUUAUCUGGUGAAAUUCCAAAUUGUUGGAAGCAAAAUGAGGGAUGGGAAUGGGUAGAAAUAAAUUUGUCAUACAACAAGCUAUCGGGUGCGUUUCCAAGCUCAUUCGUGAAUCUUUCCUCAUUGUUAUGGUUGCAUUUGAACAAUAACAGUCUUCAAGGGGAGCUUCCAAUGUCUUUGAGAAAUUUGAAGCAAUUGCUGAUUCUGGAUCUCGGUGAGAAUCACCUUUCUGGGAGUAUACCAUCAUGGAAUAAUAACUCUUUUCCUUCACUACAAAUUCUUAGAUUGCGGCAAAACAUGUUGAACGGUAGCAUUCCAUCACAACUAUGCCAACUCACAACAUUGCAAAUUUUGGACCUUUCCCGUAAUAAAUUAGGUGGUCUAAUACCGGGGUGCAUAGGCAAUAUUAGAGGAAUGACUCUAAACAAGCCAUUAGAUGAUGUUCUAAAGCCGCCAAUUAAUGAGUCUGCAUGGUCUAAUGAGGAAGUCAAAGAAGUCAUGAAAGGAAAGGAACUUGAUUACAUCAAAAUCUUGAAGUUAGUGGUAAACAUAGACUUGUCAGAAAAUAAUUUGGUUGGAUCCAUUCCAAAUGAAAUAACUUGGCUCACUGGAUUGCAUGGCUUGAAUUUGGCAAACAAUCGUUUGAAAGGACAGAUCCCUAAGAUGAUAGGGGAUAUGAAAUCACUGGAAUCAUUGGAUGUGUCACAUAACCUCCUUUCAGGCACAAUUCCAAAUAGCAUGAUAGCAUUAACUUCACUGAGUCAUUUAAACUUGUCGAACAAUAACCUUUCAGGACCAAUUCCCAAAGAUAACCACUUCUUAACUCUAAAUGACCCAUCUAUUUAUGCUGAAAACCCGUAUCUUUGUGGAUCUCCAAUUAUAAAAAAAUGUCCUGGUGCUGAUUUGCAUCGAGAUCCUGAAAGCAAAGGUAGUGAAGACGAUGAGAAAGAUAAAGUAGAAAAAAUAUGGUUCUUCUUUGUCACAGCAGUUGGCUUUGUAAUUGGUUUUUGGGGAGUUAUUGGUGUCUUGUUGCUGAAGAAGAGUCUUAGACGUGCUUACUUUAGAUGGGGAGAGGAGAAGGCAGACGAGAUUUAUGUGGCAUUGGUAAUAAAAAUGGCAAAGUUGAAGAAGUUGAUGGUGAUGAGAAAUUGCAUUCAUGGGUGACUGUUGUUUCUUUAUUCUCUCUUUUUGUAAAAUGUUUCUGCAGCAAAGUUGAAUUACGUUGCUUUCUUUUAUUUGCUUUCUAAUUUUAUCUUUUACAGUGUUUGGCUAUUGUGAUUUUAAACUUGCACUGAAUAAUUGCAUAUUUUUCAUUUGAC
Messenger RNA from Abrus precatorius (Indian licorice), 3540 nucleotides. RefSeq names its product receptor-like protein EIX2. Gene Ontology annotation, molecular function: receptor serine/threonine kinase binding. NCBI's taxonomy places the organism in Eukaryota, Viridiplantae, Streptophyta, Magnoliopsida, Fabales, Fabaceae. The record is from RefSeq and is a predicted model, not a curated record. The transcript has 2 exons. The coding region runs from base 44 to 3385 and encodes 1113 amino acids.